AUGCACAUUUUCAUACAGGACGAAGUGGGUGAUGCGAACCCAACUGUCUGGGAAGUGGCACGAAGCAACAUUACCUCUACUUCGCCAACAUCCUUUGGCCAAGUCAGAGUCUUGGAUAACCUAUUAACAGUCGGGCCCGAUCGGAACUCUCAGAGAGUGGGCCGGGCUCAGGGACUUAUUGCAUUUGCUGACUUGCAAGAAUCAACCCUGACAAUGAACCUCAAUUUUGUAUUUACAUCAGGGCAGUACAAUGGAAGUACCCUGUGCAUGCUGGGGAGGAAUCCAUUGGGGAACCAAUAUAGAGAGUUGGCCAUUGUUGGAGGCACCGGAGUUUUUUGA
Fraxinus pennsylvanica is the source of this 339-nucleotide messenger RNA. The record is from the annotation of a GenBank genome assembly. NCBI's taxonomy places the organism in Eukaryota, Viridiplantae, Streptophyta, Magnoliopsida, Lamiales, Oleaceae.